AGCACAAAAAAAUUUACAUGUCAUUUUGUACGAACACUUUGAUAUCUUCGAAGGCGCCCGCCCUUCCCUGUUCCCUUAGUUUUUUUAGUCUUAAAAAACACACAAAAAACGCCGCCGUUAUUCAUUUCAAGAGAGACCGAACUUGCCGGAAAAAAUGUACACCAACUCCCCCCACAUUAACGGCUUUCACGACGGCAGUUCCUCCUCUUCCGAGAAGCGGCCUGGAACCGUUCAGAAGGGCCGCCCUCGCCGGGGAAGAGGUAGCCGUUCAUUCACUGGCGGCGGAAUGAGGGUUUCUGAAGACAAGCAGCCGACGCAAGUGGAGGGACCUCCUUGUACUGACUUCGACAUGGCCUACUUCCAAUCCUACUCCCACGUUGGUAUUCACGAAGAAAUGAUCAAGGAUAGUGUACGGACGGAAACUUAUAGGGCGGCAAUUAUGCAACAUCAGAGUUCUAUUGCUGGCAAAGUUGUAAUGGAUGUUGGCUGUGGCACUGGAAUUCUCUCCAUAUUUUGUGCUCAGGCUGGUGCAAGGCGGGUUUAUGCAGUUGAUGCAAGUGACAUAGCAGUGCAGGCCUCAGAAGUUGUUAAGGCUAACAAUUUAUCGGACACAAUCAUUGUAUUGCAUAGUAGAGUUGAGGAUGUUCAAAUUGAUGAGGGUGUGGAUGUUAUCAUUUCUGAGUGGAUGGGAUAUAUGCUUUUAUACGAGAGCAUGCUUGGAAGUAUAAUUUAUGCUAGAGAUCGGUGGUUAAAACGUGAAGGCCUGAUACUACCAUCAAAUGCAACAUUGUACAUGGCCCCUGUUACUCACAGUGAUAGAUACAGUGCGAGCAUUGAUUUCUGGCGCAGUGUAUAUGGAAUUGAUAUGUCAGCGAUGUUGCCAUUAGCAAAACAGUGCGCUUUUGAAGAGCCAUCAAUUGAGACAAUAUCAGGAGAGAAUGUUUUGACAUGGCCGGAAAUGGUAAAACAUAUAGACUGCUAUACAGUUUCAAUUAGCGAGCUUGAGUCUGUCACAAAAAGUUACAAGUUCAAGUCAAUGAUGCGAGCUCCCUUGCAUGGUUUUGCAUUUUGGUUUGAUGUGGAGUUUUAUGGGCCUGGUACUGCCAUGCAUGGUCUAAUUCCAUCGAAUCCUGAUGAUAAUCAAGUGAAUGAUGGCAGCCAGAGGAAGAAGCGUGCAAAUCCCAAUGACGCACUCGUACUGUCCACUGCACCUGAGGACCCUCCAACUCAUUGGCAACAGACCAUAGUCUACUUCUAUGACCCAUUAGAGGUUGAACAAGACCAACUAAUUGAAGGUUCUGUUACUCUAUCACAAAGCAGAGAAAACCGUCGCUUCAUGAAUAUUCGCCUCGAAUAUGUUUCUGGUGGGCGGUCCUUUGUAAAAGAGUCGGUGAUGAGAAAUUGAAGCGUCUUGAAGCUGCUGGUUGGCUGAUUGCGUACCAAAAGCCUAAAAGACAGUUGACUCUUGAUCGUGUUUGUGCUUUGCAAUUGCUUGAUUGGCCUUCUUCACAUUGUCAUCUCUCCUUUGGGAAAGAUAUGUAGGCUGAGAUUGAUUGAUACAACUCCAUGAAGAAUUCUUUUAUUGUAAUGUUACUCUACUUUGAGAUUACAACUAUAGGACUUAGCCUUUUGAUGAUUAUGAUUCAAUUUUUCGAUUGUGUAAAAGUAGAACUCCCAAACUAGAAGAAUGAUGGCUUCUCUCUCAUCAUCUCUUCAUGACUCUCAAUACCUUCAUCCUUCUUGUACUAACAUUUUAAUGCCUCAAUUAUGACCUGUUAUAUGAUAGUCGAAACCAAUGAAGUAUUAACUUUGUGAA
This is a messenger RNA of Cucumis melo (muskmelon), 1816 nucleotides long. RefSeq names its product probable protein arginine N-methyltransferase 6. The transcript is spliced from 14 exons. The record is from RefSeq and is a predicted model, not a curated record. Bases 155 to 1405 code for a protein of 416 amino acids. NCBI's taxonomy places the organism in Eukaryota, Viridiplantae, Streptophyta, Magnoliopsida, Cucurbitales, Cucurbitaceae. Gene Ontology annotation, biological process: peptidyl-arginine methylation. Gene Ontology annotation, molecular function: protein-arginine N-methyltransferase activity.